ACUUUGUAUAUUUUGGUUGCAGGUUAUUGGCCAUUCGGUGUGAUUUGGUGCAACGUGUAUGUGACGUGCGAUGUGUUGGCGUGUUCGGCGUCAAUAAUGCACAUGUGUUUCAUUAGCUUGGAUAGAUAUCUGGGGAUACGAAAUCCAUUAAAGACCAGACACAGCUUCACGACGCGAACGGUUGUUCAAAGGAUAGCUCUAGUCUGGCUGUUAUCCAUGAUAGUCUCUAGCUCCAUCACAGUAUUAGGUAUUAUAAAUCAUGAGAACAUAAUGCCGAAGCCAAAUACGUGCGUGAUAAACAAUCGCGCCUUCUUCGUGUUCGGGUCCCUGGUGGCUUUCUAUAUUCCGAUGGUGAUAAUGGUGCUUACCUAUGGCCUGACUGUGCAGCUGCUCCGGAAAAAGGCCCGGUUCGCCGCCGAGCAUCCUGAGGCUGAUCAAUUCCGGAGGCUCGGGGGGCGGUUUGUUGCCAAACAAGAUAGAUCGACCCCGGCCACCAUUGCCACACACCACACCAUGUGGCGAACGGUCGGCGGAAGCGGAGAAAGGUCGAACAUGAGGAUAAGUAACUCGCAUCCUCAGCUGGCGUAUACGAAUGGGGGCGGCGGGGGCGCCUCUGUUUCUUCUUCGGGGAGUGGCGGUGGCGGCGCGGGCGUCAGUGGCGGUCACAGGGACCAGGGAACGCAAACACCGGAGAACAUCGCAAGGGAGACGAGAAAUUUUAAUUUGCGCUCACUCAAAUUGCAAUUAAAUAGUGUGCCAUCCAAUUUGAAUUUCAGGUUGUUGGCUGGUAGGGCAAACAAGAGGAAGAACAUGGCUGUGAAUUCGGUGGCGACGGAGCAGAAGGCGUCGAAAGUCCUGGGGCUAGUGUUCUUCACGUUUGUGUUGUGCUGGUCUCCAUUUUUCAUUCUGAACAUCCUCUUCGCGGCCUGCCCUAGCUGCGACGUCCCUGAGCAUGUAGUCGUCGUGUGUCUUUGGCUCGGAUACGUAAGCUCGACGAUAAAUCCCAUCAUUUACACCGUGUUCAACCGCACUUUCCGUGCGGCUUUCAUCCGCCUUCUACUCUGCAAAUGCCAAAGAUUGUCCAAGCCUGUGCGUUACAGGUCUGUGAAUGAGAACAGGGGUGCAGCGAGCCUAUGCACCCCAUCGGCCCUUCCGCUAGCGAUAAGUCUUCAGGGAACACCUCUACUGACGCCCGCUUCCAAUGAAUCUUCUUCGUACAUGGUGGUAACACGUACUCCAUCCGCAAAUUUCCGAGACCACACCGAUUCCUCCUACGAUGACCACGACUGUUGAAUGUACUUACCACGAGGACUAUAACAGGAUGCAAUACACUUACAAAAAUAUACACACACAAAAAACGGAAUCAAUCCGAAGAAGGAGAAGCUAUACGAAUUUAUCCACAGACCCUGACCAUUCCCGAAAUAUUUCCGACAAUCUUUAAUUUAGAUAUAAAUAGAAAAAAAAAUAGUAAGAGAAAUUAUUAUAAUAAUCAUCAUAGUAGUCGAACUAAUUAUGAAUCUAGCAUCUGUUAGUGAAGAUACAAAAUAAUAUUUAUGUCAUGUUAAAUGUUUCAAAUAAACCAGGUAUAAGAUAAUACGUAUACAUAUAAUUCUAGCGAAUUCAGAGGCGAAAAUUGUAUUCAAUUAAAAUGGAGCAAUAAU
Molecule: messenger RNA, 1661 nt
Organism: Nicrophorus vespilloides
Lineage: Eukaryota; Metazoa; Arthropoda; Insecta; Coleoptera; Silphidae
Gene: 5-HT2A
Product: 5-hydroxytryptamine receptor 2A-like
Exons: 5
Biological process (GO): G protein-coupled receptor signaling pathway, coupled to cyclic nucleotide second messenger; serotonin receptor signaling pathway; chemical synaptic transmission
Cellular component (GO): dendrite; membrane
Molecular function (GO): G protein-coupled serotonin receptor activity; serotonin binding; neurotransmitter receptor activity
Source: RefSeq, a predicted model, not a curated record